Monascus purpureus is the source of this 885-nucleotide messenger RNA. The record is from the annotation of a GenBank genome assembly. NCBI's taxonomy places the organism in Eukaryota, Fungi, Ascomycota, Eurotiomycetes, Eurotiales, Aspergillaceae.
AUGCGGCCUCUAUCUCCAGCCGUGUUGAGGCUACUUGAAGAGGUGUCUGAAGUUGCAGACCCUCUGCCAGGUGGCAUCUCCCAACGAAUGCUUGAAGUUAUGUAUAAAAGUGAGAUUCUCUGGAAGUCUUCUCUCCCUAGCCAGAUGGCGGUUUUCAAGUGUGCUGCCGACAUCGUUGUGAAGGCAAUGCAGAAUGUGGAUGAUGACACGGAAUAUACCACGCUACAAUAUCUUGAGCAUCACAAGCCGACAAUCCCAGCUUCGAGACCUCUAGGAUAUGUGCAAAUGAGUGGGAUAACACUCAUUUUUCAGACCUAUAAGCCUUCAAUGACCCUUGCAGCAGUGUGGUCUCAACUGGAGAGUAGCCAAAAGGCCUCCAUCAGAGAUCAGCUGAAUGUGAUCAUGUCAGAUCUAAGGUCUAUAACUUUCCCUGAUGGGUCAGCACUUGGGGGAGUGGCCGGUGAAGGUUGCAAAGACAUUAGAAGACAUCUUCGACGGAGUGAGAAGCCAAUUUGGAGUGCCAGCGGGUUUGAAGACUUCUUAUCCUCAAGCCCUCAUUCUGGUGGUCAGGUGUUUGUCGACCUCCUUUGUCAACUCUACCCGCAUCAACCCGAAAAAAUGAAGAUUGUCUUCACACAUGGUGAUCUCCGACCAGACAACAUUACAGUGGACAUGGAUGAGCACAAUCAGUGGGUUGUCACUGGACUCCUUGAUUGGGAGUAUAGUGGCUUUUACCCAGAAUAUUGUGAAGCCUUCGAAUGCACCAACUGCAUAACCCCAUAUGAGGAGGAUGACUGGUAUCUGUUUUUGCUAGAUUGUAUCUCGUUAAAACGAUAUGCUCAUUUGUGGCUCCUCAACCGAGUUAGAGAGACCAGGGUUGUGUAA